AUUUUGAUAAAGUAACGCCACCUACAUUUAUGAUCGAAGUGAUUAUUUCGCCAAAAUUAAAUAAAAUUCCAAAAAGAAACCUUCUAAAUAAUAUAUUAGAAACUAAGAUUAGUUCAAGACAAAUAAUAAAAUAAUCUGCACUCGAUCAUACUGGUCAAGCAGCAAGAAAUCUUACGCUUUUGGAUUAUUAUAUAGAAAACCAUUUCAGGUGGGGAUUAUGAUUUUAUCAAAAAUAAAAACACUAAUAUUUAUUGAUGUUAAAUGAAGGUAAUUCCAAGUUCGAAGGUUUUUGUGGAGUAACGGUGUCGGAAAGAUUCACAGAACAGUAAAUAGAAUAAGAUGAACGUCAAAGGUGAUAAACAAAAGGUAAAGAAAGGAGGUGGAUAUGCCUUUUUUUACAGAACAUGCACAGAGGAUUAUAAAAAGAAGAACCCUCACGAAUCUGUUGUGUUUGCUGAAUUUUCCAAGAAAUGUACUGAGAAAUGGAAGGGCAUAAGUCAACAACAGAAGUAUCUAUUUGACGAGAUGGCCCAAAAAAAUCAUAGGACUGAUAGAGAGGAAUCACCAACUAAGAUGGAUGACGCUGGAAAGGGAAAGCGAAAGAAAAAAGCUAAAGAUCCGAAUGCCCCUAAGCGUUACAUGUCAGCAUUUUUGUGUUUUUGUGCCGAGAAGAAGGAUUCCAUACGUAGCCAAUUUCCUAACAUAACCCCAAUGGAGAUAGCAAAAGAGCUUUCAGUUAAAUGGGAGGCCUGUGAUGACUUGUCACACUAUGAAGAAAUGUCUAGAAAGGAUAAAGAACGUUACGAAAAGGAGAUGGCUGCCUAUAAACUAGGACAGAGUACUGAGGCUGAAGGGCAACCAAGGAAAAAAUUAAAGAUCGACCCUCUAGAUUCUCUUCUUAGUAGUAAUUGAUAAAAAAAUUCAAAGAAUAAAAUUAUCUUUCUAGCACUGGGCUUUUAUCUUUUUUCUCAAGAGAAACAGGAAGAAUAAAGAACUAAAGAUUAAAGAAAAAAAAAUCUAAAUGCUAUUAAAGAACUUGUUACAAUGCCAUGUGUUAACGAAGAAUUUUACCCAAAGAAGGAUUUGUCCGAUAAAAGAAUUGAUAGAAAAAAUGGUUUUCUUUGAUUUUUGAACUUGUGGCCUUAAACGUUUAACCUUUUUUUAUUGAGUUGUCAUACGAAGAUUUAUAUACAAUUUAUAAAUUGAUGAUUUUUUAGUUAUUUUCUUACUACUAGAUAACUUAGACUAAGGGAAAGAAUAUUUUAUAAAGCUAUCGCCAUCUAUAGGCAAGAAUAAUGCAUGCAAUACUGCUAGUGUACACCAGCAGAAUGGCCUGGUAAAUGCUGCAUAUAACUAGAAAGAUCUGCGCUGUUUUCGGGGAUUGUCCGAUGGCGUAAUGAAAAAUCAGCCAAUACGAAAUAGAUGAGUUAAACCAGUUCGCCUGAGGACGUCCCCUUUUACAAUACAAUUUUUAAAAAACUGAAUUACGUAUACUUUUUUUUAUUACAUAACCAUAUAUUUAAAUGUAAAAAUGUCUUAUUAUACAUUAAUAGAAGAAAUAUUCUUCUCUUCUCCAACUAGAGACAUCUAGUUGUAGGUCAAAUAGUCCAGUAUUGGAUCUUAAACGAAGCACUAAAUUGGUUCUAUGGCAAGGAAAGAAAAAUUAG
This is a messenger RNA of Dimorphilus gyrociliatus, 1667 nucleotides long. NCBI's taxonomy places the organism in Eukaryota, Metazoa, Annelida, Polychaeta, Dinophilidae. The record is from the annotation of a GenBank genome assembly.